This is a messenger RNA of Chara braunii, 1368 nucleotides long. Lineage: Eukaryota; Viridiplantae; Streptophyta; Charophyceae; Charales; Characeae. The record is from the annotation of a GenBank genome assembly.
UUAUGGGAAUCAAGUGUUUCUGUGAAGAUUUCGUGUUUUGCUGCUUCGGUGAAGAGUUCACGAUUGCUGAUUGAUGAGCGAGAGUUCCGAAUCAAGGGAAAGUAUGGAACGGGGCGGAGGCGGUGGAUUGCCACCAGAUAAUCGUAAGUGCUACAAGUGCGGAGAAAGCGGUCACUUCAUACGUGAUUGCGCCGAGUUCUGGCAAGCGAAGGCGCAAGGGCUUAUGUUCAUACCGUCAUCACAGGUAAACACACAAGCAUGUACGGGGAGACCCGCGGUGGUCGGCACGAAUACGAUGGCGAGACGGAGCAGAUCGGCAGAAAGUGGAAAUGAGAAAAGUGCAACGGGUGAAGAUAUGAACGCACUCAUGCGGGAAUACUUUGUGCAGAUGGCCGAAGAACGGAGACUUCGGGUCGAACGAGAAGCGGAAGAAGUAAGGUUACGACAAGAGGCAGAAGAGAGACGGAUCAAGGAGAAUAGGAGACUACAAAGGCAGGAAGAGAGACUAAGGCUAGAAGAAGAACGAGACACGCGUUUGCUACGAAUAGUAUGGAGCGAGAUGAGAAAAGACAGGGAAGAAGAAAGGGCGAGGUACAAAAGGAAAGGUAAAGGAGCUGCUAGGAUGAGUGUGCGCAAUGAGGCGAUGGAGGCUGAAAAAGAGAAGCUACGCCGCUUGAUCGCUCCAAAGAUCCUCGAACCUGCCGAAGAGGCGGAAGACGAAGAACUCCUUUCCUUAAGGAGAAUGGCGGCAAGACUCAACUUGGUGGAGAAGCGAAAACGAGGACCAGAUAUUCCCAUCGGGAACAGUCCGCCGAUGGUAACACCGGAGAAGAAACUGAAUACAAAGUUGACCGAAGAGACCAAAGCGAGAAUCGAGCCUUUGAAGAGUGAGCAGGGUGCAGAUUAUGGGUCUGCAAGCACCCCAUCGAAGAUCGACUUGUCACUCAAGCAUAUAUCAGCAUCUUGUGGCGUCGGGGGUAAAGAGAGAUUCGAACAGGAAUGUCAGAACUUCUAUGACUCCCUGUCGAUAGAGGAGCUGAAAGAAGCUUGUCGGCGCGAGAAAGUGACAUACGGCAAAAAAGAAUUGGCAAUCAGGAGGCUGGUUAUUCGAAGAGCGGCAAUAGCCUACGACCCAGUUGUUAUUCCACUGCCAUCUACUCCAUGCACAGGGACCAGAAGCACUAAGGGAGUAGUUAUCAAGGAAGUAAAAGACGUGGAAGCGGACGAAUUCUCUGACUCCGAUGAGUCCUAUUUCGAGGAGGGAUCGGAAUGAGAACUUUUUCGUCGCGACGACUAUCUUGAGAUCGCCGAAUAUAUAUGUGAACGUAGACCACAGAACAACGGGCGGAGUAAAGAUGAUGAAAGGAU